Molecule: messenger RNA, 2316 nt
Organism: Chenopodium quinoa (quinoa)
Lineage: Eukaryota; Viridiplantae; Streptophyta; Magnoliopsida; Caryophyllales; Amaranthaceae
Exons: 3
Coding region: 202-2046 (614 amino acids)
Source: RefSeq, a predicted model, not a curated record
UUAGUCCUAUCAUGGGUCGACUCUGAAUCGGAUUUAAUUCUAUCAUGGGUCGGAUCUGUAUCGGACUUUUGCCACUAAUCUAAAUCCCAUCACAUAACAAUUUCAACACAAGCCCAACCCAAUUUUGCCCAAAAAAAUCACUCGCCAAUUUCUCUCUCUCUCUCUCUCUCUCUCUCAUCCCAUCUUCCAUCUUCUUCUUCAAUGGCACCUCCCAAAAAACAAUACCUAACUCUUCUUCUUCUCCUCUCUCUCUUCGCUCUCUUCAUCUUCUCUCACUACUUUCUCUCUCCUCCUCCUUCUCCUUCUCUCUCAACCCCAUCAACCCACUUUCUCCCUCCUCAAAAACCCUCUUCUCCCUUCACCUUCACCAUCAAACUCCUAGCAUACAACCGGCUCUCCUCCCUUUCUCGCUGCCUCCACUCUCUCUCCUCUUCCCACUACUAUGGCGACACCGUUGAUCUCCACAUCUUCAUUGACCACUUCCCCAAUUCAUCUUCCUCUGAUUUGGGCCGGAAUCUUGAAAAUUCCCAUGAAAUCUUGGAUUUUGUUGAUGGGUUUAAGUGGGUUUUUGGGAAGAAGUUGAUCCAUUAUAGGACUGUCAAUGUGGGCUUGCAGGCCCAGUGGUUGGAAGCUUGGUGGCCUUCUCAUGAUGAUGAGUUUGUGUUUGUUGUUGAAGAUGAUUUGGAGGUUUCCCCUCUUUAUUAUAAGUUAAUUAAGGGUUUAAUCUUGAAUUAUUACUAUAAUCAAUCCAAUUUUAGCCCUUCGAUCUUUGGUGCUUCACUUCAGCGUCCAAGGUUUGUCCCAGGUAAGCAUGGGAACAAAAUAAAGUUGGACAGUGAAACCAGGUUCUUCCUUUACCCGUUGGUCGGAACCUGGGGUCAGCUUCUCUUUCCAAGACCCUGGAAGGAGUUCCGCCUUUGGUAUGAUGACCAUAAGGCCAAAGGCAUCAAGCCUGUUCUUGAUGGAAUGGUGACAACAGGUUGGUACAAAAAAUUGGGUGAGAAAAUAUGGACCCCAUGGUUCAUUAAAUUCAUUCAUUCACGUGGCUACUUCAACAUCUACACAAAUUUUCUUUAUGAAAGGGCUCUCAGCGUCUCUCACAGAGAUCCUGGUGUUAACUAUGGGAAGACAGCCGGGCCAGAUUCACAACUGUUGGAUGAAAGUUCCCAUGAUAUCAAUCUUCUGGACAUGCAAUCUUUGAGUGAUCUACAAUGGUAUGAUUUCUGCUUCAGAAGAGUACUUCCUGGAAGAGUUGCAAAGAAACUCAGUGAAGUUAGCCAAAUUCUUCAUACCAUGGAGAAACAAAAACCUGUCUUGUUGGUCAGCGUGUUGAAAUCUUCAGAGACAAUUGUAAAGAAUUUGAUAUGCCAUUUUGAAAGGCUUAAUAUUCAGAACUACAUUUUUAUGGUCCCAAACUCUGAAUCAGUCUCGCUGCAUGAUCUGCCAAGAAGGGGGCAUCCUGUGAUUGUUACAGAGGAUGUAUUUGACAGCAUCACAAGAAGUAAGAAAUCUAGUUCUAUAUUGAUCAAGGAGACAGUGAUAAAAGCUUAUGUGAUCAAAAAAUGUUUGGAAGCUGGGUUUGAUAAUUGGGUUAUUGCUUCCAACAUGCUUCCACUCAUCAGUAACCCACCAUUCGAUUUCACUGACAGCAGCUUCUAUGUUGGUAAGGAUUCAAGACUCUUGGUUGUCAGGAGUUCAUCAUCUUCUCGGGAAGUUUGGGAUGAAAGAUUUGUGCAGAAAUUUGCUGCUACUGUGGAGACGCUGAUUAGACAAGAAUCAUUACUAAAAGAGAAUGGGAAUUUUGUUGAUAUUGUAGAAAAGUUUGCAGAAAAUCAUGUCCUUAGAUUUAAGAGUGUUGAUGACGUAAACUAUAGUUUGAAACUUGAGAGAGUCCAUGGAAAUCAAUCGCUUUCAACAAAUACAAAGGUGAUAUCAUGGUCACCUGAGAUGGACAUAGAUUCAGUGCAUAAACAUCUUGAAGAAUUGGGAUUGUGGAUCAUUGACAGUGACUCUUCUUGCAAAGCUGUGGUCUGUCACCAAUCUUGACAUGAUCACAUACAACUCUUUCUUUCCUCCCUUUUCUGGUCAAUUUUAAUCUUUUAGCAUAGUGUAGGCAUAUUGUUUUCUGUAUGUAAUUUUGUAUGUUGAUUACAUAUUCUUCUUGGUUUACUCUGGUUGUAUACAAAAUGUCAAAAUCAGCUUAGGUUGCCUCUGUCCCAGUGUCGGGCCAUAUUUUGUUGAUGUCUUGAGGAUCAUCUUGUAAAAUUGAGUUAAAAUAUCAUGAGUAUCUAUGAGAUUAUUCUUCAAAAAUCUUUA